This is a messenger RNA of Durusdinium trenchii, 2538 nucleotides long. NCBI's taxonomy places the organism in Eukaryota, Dinophyceae, Suessiales, Symbiodiniaceae. The record is from the annotation of a GenBank genome assembly.
GCUGAUGGUGGACAUCCUCCAGAGGCUCCAGAGGAGGCAACUUCGGGGGCCUUGGCUUUGACCCAGCAGGCUCAACUCAAGGGAGUUGCAGCUGCUUUGGAUGUGGAUGAUCGAGUAUCUCAUGCAAUGCAAGAAGAAUCUGUUUUGGACAUGAUGAAAAAGCAGGUAGAGUUGGAAGAAUCAUCUGCACCAACAGCAGACACAAUCAAGGCUGUCGAAGAGGAGAUUAAGGACAAGCAAAGAGUCUUUCAUUCUGCCACCACUGCGGAUGCGGCUGCGGCUGCAAGCAAUGCUGAUCAGGCUGAUCAGGCGGCAGGUGACGGUGCGAGUGUGUUUGAAGCUUGGACGCCGAAGCCAAAUCCAGACUCUUGUGAAGAAAUAGAGCCCAAACUGGACGAUGGCAAGGACACGGGUAGCAUAGUUGCUAUUGCUGUUCCUACAGCUGCUACAGGGCUUGCUGCUCAGGAACAAUCUUGUGAGAAGGGAGUGCCUGAGGAGAACAAAGUCACAGUUGACACGGUCAUUGACACGGUUGAAGUUGAAGUUCAAGAGCUUCAGGCUCCUGAAGAAGAGGGCAAAGCAGACAAAGCACAUUCAACAGCUGUUGAACCAGCUUCCACAGCCACAGCGGAAAGGAAAGACACUGCCGCUCAGGAACUGCGUGACAUUCCUGCUGCAGAUCAAGCACCUGACCAAGCUUGUGAUGAGGGCCAAGAGAAAGCUUGUGAUGCUGAUGAGACAAUUUCAGAGGCGCUUGGCAACCUUAUGCUUCAAGAAGAGCUUAAGUUGGACUCUGAGUUUGAGCCUGAGCCUUCAACACAGCCGGCUGAUGCCAGCAGCAAAGCUGAUGUCCAUGCUGGAGAGCAGUGUGAGGGCAAGCAGUGCUUGCUUGUUCGCAAGCCACGCUCUACGGUACAAUCCUUGCAAGAAGCUUUUGACUUCUGGGACAACUGCUUUGACAUUCUUUGCGAUGGCAAGGAAUCCGAGGAGUGCUUUGAGCUUUUAGACAGACUCGAGCAUUCCUUGCAAAGCAAUUCCUUAUCUACUGCAUUUUCCGGAGUUAGAGCUCCUGAGACAUCUGCAAAUGUUUUGAGAUUCCGCCUUGGAGAAAGAUUGGGAAGAGAGAUCAAGAAUGACCAGGGGAAAUUACAACACAUGAUCGAGUGGAACAAGCACUGCCAAGAGGAGUGUUUGUUGGCGGCAAAGCUGGAGAACUCCUGCUUGUUUGGCGAUAUUUGCCAGUUCUAUCGAGAGGAACUCCGUCAGACUUUGAUUCCUCAAUUGCAGCAGAAACCGAACACGGCAAUCCAAGCUUUGACCCCAUUGAUCCUUUCUGGCCGAGCGGUGACAACUGUUGGCCAUUGUCGUACCUACCACUGUGACUGUGGCUGUGGAUUGCCACAGUGCUUUGACAUCUUCAUCUUCAAGUUCCAAACCAUCAGGGAGGUGCAAGUCAUGUCAGCCAAGGCUGAAGCCAAGCCGGUCAAGGCUGGCAAGCUUACAGGGCUUGACCCAAGUUCGAAGCCUGCUGAUCUUGACCUUUAUGAUCCCAAAUGCGGCAUUGAAGAUCUCUUUGGAAGUUUGAGUGGUGCUGCACUGCUUGAGAGGAUGCUUCUUUGGUAUCAAGUGGACGAGAUUCAGUGCAUGCCGUGGUUCAGUGAAGACAGCCAAGGCCAUUCUCGAACCAUCGUGCGGUCGCCCUUCAGUCGAGAGCUGCAGGAGUCAACAAUUGCGAGGUACCAGUCCAGGAUCUAUGAUGAGGGAUUGAGCCAAGUGGUUUCAGGACUGCUGAGCCAGUGGAUUUUCGGGGUGGGGCUGGGCGGGCUGGGCGAAUAUAAGGCCCUUCGGCUGGAGACAGCAUGGAAAAGUGAAUGCUGCACGACCAAGUUGAACACAUAUAACCCGAAGUACCAAGCUGCGUACGAAGAGUUCGUUUUGAAGAAGAGUUCAAGCAGUGAUUACUCGGGCUUCUUUAAGGCCAAGCAGCCAUUCUACAGCGCCAUUAGCUUGGCACACAACUUGCAGAAUUUGAACAUCUACACUCGGUUUGAGGUUUGGUGCAAUACAUACGUGGACUACUUGGAUACCCGAUACAAUCCUCAUACCUGUGUGGCACAAAUGCAUGCGAUCACAGUGAUGAUUGUGAAUGGCCAGAAGAAAUUCAUCUCCAAGGAGAAAAUGGGCUACAUUGUUUUCGAAGCUUUGAAAGCCUGUGUUCCUGUUUCUGCCGCAAACGUGGCCAAGUCUUCCGGGAGAAGUUUGACCUUUGUGUUCAACAGGGGCGGCUCUGAGAUCGGCAAGCUGAUGAACUUGAUCAAUCUACCCAUGGAGAAUAGUGCUGUGGUUCGCAAGAUGCUCAAGAAAGACGCUCCUGGCUCUUCCACAAGCACCGCUGUCAGCAAGCCGAAGACGGCAGAUGUCACCUUGCAGGUCAAGGCACAGCUGUGUGGAGUCAGUUCCUUGGGCAUUCAGUUGAAGCCCGGCGAAUUGAAGAAGUUGCAUGGUGCCAAAGGUGCUGGCUGUGAGAGCGAGGCUUGA